ACGUUUCCUUUUGGGGUAAGUUUUUUACUUUGCAUUUACUAGCUACCCCACUUGCUUUAUCAUUCUCUCUCACUCUCUCUCAUCUCCUUAAUAUGUGUGUCUAAAUUAAACGCGUCAAGUAAAUAGAAACGGAGGAAGUAUUAAAUUAGAUUAGCCAAAAUUGAACCAAUUAGACUUGGGUUUUAGUAUGACCCACGACCCACCCACUAUAUCAAUUGUACCAUGACCCAACUUAGCUCAAUAGACAAUAAUAAGGUUAAAAAUACUAAAACCGGGAAGGCGGAGAAAAAAGAAAAAGAAGGGCAAAUGUUGUGGGCGUAUCCUCCUACACGACGGCAGAUGGCGGCAACAGCGGCGGGAGUUGCCGUCGGAGUAACUAUGAUUGCAGUCGGAGCUUAUCUCUCCUUCGCCAACAUCGCCCCUCAACAAGCCCGCACUAAAGCUCGUAGCGAUUUCGUCAAACAACGUCUUCGCAAAUUCUUAGACGAUUGAUUUAUUCUACACUAUCUAUCUUUUUAUUGUAUGCUUUUUUAUUUUAUUUUAUCAAGGCAGUGUAAUUGUAUGAUUGAUUAAUCACUUUAUGUUUUUAUUAUGUUUCUAGCUGAGUUGUGUAAUAACUUAAUUGUGGAUUUCUGAAUUUGGUAAUAUCAUGAGAAAAUUACAUUUUUAGGCAGUGUUGCU
Chenopodium quinoa (quinoa) is the source of this 681-nucleotide messenger RNA. RefSeq lists its product as uncharacterized. Lineage: Eukaryota; Viridiplantae; Streptophyta; Magnoliopsida; Caryophyllales; Amaranthaceae. Bases 223 to 492 code for a protein of 89 amino acids. The transcript has a single exon. The record is from RefSeq and is a predicted model, not a curated record.